AUCCAAACAGUGAUGAGAGGGAAGCGCACCUGUUCAGUUCGACGGCAAUGAUUUGGCUUUUAUGGAUUUCCGUUGCCAUCAGUGUGCUCGUGCACUGGCUCUAUAAGGUAAACAAGGAGUACUGUGUUCUGGCCUUCUUCGCCAGAAGACUUCGAUCCAAGGAUGGCAGACCUCUGGAGAGCAUAGUGCCCAUGCCAAAGGGUGCAACUUUGUUUGCCAACUGCUUUGACUUGUAUGGAAAAGACCCAGUUGAAGUUUUCAGCUACACUCGCGAGCUGGCAGCGAGAUUCGAUAAUAGUUAUGUUGAAUAUAGCUUUGGACUGUCCAAUUUCCACGUUACCGAUGCACAUAAUGCGGGGAACGUACUAAGCGAUCCGAAUCUGAUUACCAAGAGCAUGAUAUACGGGUUUCUACAUCCAUUCCUGAGGACUGACCUACUGACAGCGACGGAUAAGAAAUGGCACAAGCGGCGAAGUAUGCUCGCAAGGACUUUCCAUUUCGACAUAUUAACGCAGUUUCAACAGAUUUUUAAAGCGGAGAGCUUGAAGUUCAUUCAUCAAUUCGAAGAUCAAAAUGAGUGCAUUGUAUCUCUACCAGACCGUGUAGCCAGAUUUACCUUAAACACAAUUUGUGAAACUGCCAUGGGCGUUAAGCUAGAUGAAAUGGCAGAGAAAGGCGAUAGAUACCGAGAAAGCUUCCAACGAGUAAACGAAGGAUUCUUUAAACGCUUAACUAAUCCCCUCUUUUGGGACGAUUGCCUUUACAACCUCUUUGUGGCCCAGGGUUGUUCCUCGGUCCUUAAAGUGGUUCAUGAGUUCUCCAGCGAGAUUAUCGCCAAACGCAGGGUUCUUCUGGAGGAAGAGCUUGAGUAUAGACGUGCUACUCAAUCGGCUGACGAUGAUAUAUGCGUAGCUAGGAAUAAACCUUUUGCCAUGCUGGAUACUUUGAUUUGCGCUGAGAAAGAUGGCCUGAUCGACAAUAUCGGCAUUUGUGAGGAGGUGGACACCCUGAUUGCUGAAGGUUACCACACAACCUAUAUUGGUCUAGUUUUUGCCCUAUUGACUAUGUCUCUUUAUGCUGAAGAGCAGGAACUCUGCUACCAGGAGAUCCAGGAGCACAUUGAGGACGACUUAAGCAACUUGAACAUUGGUCAGUUAAAUAAACUAAGCUACCUGCACUACUUUUUGAAGGAGACCAUGCGACUUUAUCCCUCCAUUCCCAUGAUUGGGAGGCAGACAGUUCAGGAGACGGAGCUGGACAACGGUUUAGUUCUGCCAAAGGGUUCACAGAUUAAUAUACAUGUCUUUGACAUCCAUCGCAAUCCGAAGUACUGGGACUGCCCGGAAGAAUUCCGCCCUGAGAGAUUCCUGCCCGAGAAUUGCCAGGAAAGGCAGCCUUACGCCUACAUUCCAUUUAGUGCCGGACAAAGAAACUGCAUAGGUCAAAAGUAUGCCAUGCAGCAGAUGAAAACCCUUAUAGUGGUCAUCCUCAAGCAGUUCAAGAUCCUGCCAGUUAUCGAUCCGAAGUCCAUUGUCUUUGCAGCGGCAGCAACCUUGAGCUUCAAAAACCAAAUAAAAGUCAAUCUCGUGAGGCGGAAAUGCUUUAUUCUGGUGGGGCAUUCGUGUGGUUGCCAAGAAAAAGCUCGAGUGGAACGAGAGUUGAGAACCGAACACCCAAACAGUGCCGAGCGUGAAGCCCACCGAUCCAGUUCGACAGCAAUGAUUUGGCUUCUGUGGCUCUCCGUCGCCCUAAGUGUGCUCGUGCACUGGAUCUAUAAGGUAAACAAAGACUACUGCGUCCUCGCCUUUUUCGCCAGGAGAGUUCGAACAAAGGAUGGAAAGCCCCCGGAGAGCAUAGUUCCCAUGCCCAAGGGGCAAACUAACUUUUCCAACUGCUUUGAUCUUUAUGGGAAAGACGCUGCCGAAGUUUUCAACCACUUGCGCCAGCUGGCAAAGAAAGCCGGUGACAGUUAUCUUCUAUACGGCAUGGGCUUUCCCAAUUACAACGUUAUAGAUGCCCAUAAUGCGGCUAAUAUACUGAACCAUCCAAAUUUGAUAACAAAGAGUGUAAUAUACAAUUUUCUACAUCCAUUCCUGAGGACUGGCGUACUGACUGCGACAGAAAAGAAAUGGCAUACGCGACGCAGCAUGCUUGCUAGGACUUUUCACUUGGAUAUAUUGAACCAGUUCCAGGAGAUCUUUAAAGCGGAGAGCUUGAAGUUUGUCCAUCAAUUUGAGGGCCAAGAUGAGUGUGUGGUCUCCCUGAGAGACCGUAUAGCCAGAUUCACGCUAAACAGCAUUUGCGAAACUGCCAUGGGAAUUAAGCUAGAUGAAAUGGCAGAGAAGGGCGAUCGCUACCGAGCGAACUUCCACCGAAUCGACGAAGGUUUUACGCGGCGAAUAAGUAAUCCCCUCUAUUGGGACGACUGUGUAUACAACCUGUUUGCGGCCCGCGACUAUGCCUCAGCUCUAAAAGUGGUUCAUGAAUUUUCCAGCGAGAUCAUCGCCAAGCGCAGAGUUCUUCUGGAAGAAGAGCUUGAAUACAGACGAGCCACUCAAACGGCUGACGAUGAUAUAUGCGUCGCCAGAAAGAAACGAUUCGCCAUGCUGGACACCUUGAUUUGCGCUGAGAAAGAUGGCCUAAUCGACAACAUUGGCAUUUGUGAGGAGGUCGACACUCUAAUGGCUGAAGGUUACGACACCACAUCUAUUGGUCUAGUCUUUGCCCUAUUGAAUAUGUCUCUUUAUGCUAAGGAGCAGGAACUGUGCUUCCAAGAAAUCGAGGAGCAUAUUGAGGACGACUUGAGCAACCUAAACCUUGGCCAGUUGAAUAAACUGAGUCAAUUGAACUACUUCCUAAAGGAAACCAUGCGUCUGUAUCCCUCUAUUCCCAUUAUGGGUCGUCAGACGAUCCAGGAAACGGAGCUGGAUAAUGGCUUAAUCCUUCCGAAGCGUUGCCAGAUUAACAUACAUGUCUUUGACAUCCAUCGCAAUCCAAAGUACUGGGACUCCCCCGAAGAAUUUCGUCCGGAAAGGUUCCUGCCCGAGAAUUGCCAGGAAAGGCAUCCCUACGCCUACAUUCCAUUUAGUGGAGGACAGAGAAACUGCAUAGGCCAAAAAUAUGCCAUGCAGGAGAUGAAAACCCUGCUAGUAGUCAUUCUCAAGCAAUUCAAGAUCCUGCCAGUUAUCGAUCCCAAAAGCAUUGUCUUUCAAACGGGUAUAACCCUGCGCUUCAAAAACGAAAUAAAAGUCAAGCUUGUGAGGCGGAAUCGCGUCUAGUAUCUAUUGAUUUAAGGAUAUUCCACAUAUAUGCAUUCUCACUAAGUGCCCAUACGAUUUAAGUACUUUGCUAAUAUUAAAAGACUAAUUGACCCUGACAUUUCUUUGCUAAACGUCAGUGUCGUGGCAAAGCAAUUAAUAUUAAAGACUAAUUUUUACCUAAAAGACCAAUGAUUAUAAUAAAUGUACCAGAAAUUGUGUCAAUGUUGAAAUUGCAA
Drosophila takahashii is the source of this 3496-nucleotide messenger RNA. RefSeq names its product Cytochrome P450 4p2. Lineage: Eukaryota; Metazoa; Arthropoda; Insecta; Diptera; Drosophilidae. The record is from RefSeq and is a predicted model, not a curated record. Gene Ontology annotation, molecular function: monooxygenase activity; oxidoreductase activity, acting on paired donors, with incorporation or reduction of molecular oxygen; heme binding.